Messenger RNA from Lytechinus variegatus (green sea urchin), 3835 nucleotides. Its product is annotated as thioredoxin domain-containing protein 3 homolog. Bases 156 to 2966 code for a protein of 936 amino acids. Gene Ontology annotation, molecular function: nucleoside diphosphate kinase activity. The record is from RefSeq and is a predicted model, not a curated record. The transcript is spliced from 24 exons. Gene Ontology annotation, biological process: CTP biosynthetic process; GTP biosynthetic process; UTP biosynthetic process. NCBI's taxonomy places the organism in Eukaryota, Metazoa, Echinodermata, Echinoidea, Temnopleuroida, Toxopneustidae.
GUUUAGUCACGUGAUAACAUCUAGGCAACCGAACGCUUCUGCUAACUGACUUGUGAACUUGAUGAGUCCAGAUUAUAUUCAACAUUCACGAAACUAGUUUUCAGCGGUGAGUGACAGGAGGAUUAAAAGGCUACAGUGUGUGGUAAAUCAACAUCAUGCCUGCCAAGAAAGAGCAAAUAGCUCUUCAGAAGGAGAUUCUGAACCAGGAAAUGUGGGAUGAAUUAUUGAGUCUGGAAGGACUGACAGUGAUUGAUGUGUAUCAGAAAUGGUGUGGACCAUGUGCUGCCGUACUUAGUAUCUUCAAGAGGCUUAGGAAUGAGAUUGGAGAUGAUUUGCUCAGAUUCGCUGUGGCUGAAGCUGAUAGUAUUGAGAGCCUUGAGAAGUAUCGUGGGAAAUGUGAGCCAUCUUUCCUUAUGUAUGGGAGUGGUCAUCUCGUCAAUGUGAUCAGGGGGGCCAACGCCCCUGCACUUUUCAAGAAUGUCGAACGAGAACUCAAACAGGAACAUAAGGUUCUAGAAGAAGGAGUGGAACGAGUCGUGAUCAAGGAUCCAUUGCUAGCUGCCUUUGAGGCUGAAGAGCAACAGGCUGCACAGGCAGAAGAACUUGAGAAGAAGAGACUGGAGGAGGAGGCUAGGAUCAAGGAACUUAAAGAAUUAGGUGAGGAAGGAGAGGUUAGCGUCAGACCCAUAAGUCAGGGUACAAUAGACACCAUGAUGCAUGACAGGCAAGCAGGAUCAGAGACAGAACCUGUUCCUAAGGAAGUCACCGUCGUCCUCAUCAAACCUGAUGCUGUUGCCAAUGGCCACGUUGAUGAUAUCAUUUCGAAGAUCGAGGAGCAUGGCUUCGAGAUCCUAGCUACAGAAGACAAGACCCUUACAGAAGACGAAGCCAGGGAGUUCUACAAACAGCAUGAAGAAGAAGAACACUAUGAGGAGCUUGUCACCUUCAUGGCCAGUGGUCCCAGUAAGAUCCUAGUCUUGACUAGAGGUGACACGGGGGAAGGCGUCGUGUCAGAUGUCAGGAAUCUUCUAGGACCGAAGGACAUCGAGGUUGCUAAGGAGGAAGCACCUGAAAGUUUGAGGGCUCAGUUUGGUACAGACAAGAAGAUGAAUGCAAUGCAUGGAGCAGACUCGUCUGAAACAGCAGCAAGAGAGCUGGCAUUCCUGCUUCCGAACUUCAACAUUCCCAUUGUACCAGGAACUGGUCCUCCUCCCGCUAUUGAGAAAACUUUGGCUCUCAUCAGACCAAGUGCACUCAAGGACCACAAAGAUGAAAUGAUACAAAAGAUUCAAGAGGCUGGAUUUGAGGUCUGCCUUCAGAAGAUGGUACAACUAACAGAAGAACAAGCUAAAGAAUUCUAUAGAGAACAAGAAGGUACUCCACACUUUGAAGAUCUCAUCAGGGAGAUGACAAGUGGUGAGGUUCUAGCCCUAGGUCUUGCCAAGGAAUCGGCCAUUCAAUCUUGGAGAGAUUUCAUCGGACCAACCAUAAUUGAUGAAGCCAAAGAAAAAGCUCCAGAGAGUUUACGAGCUCAAUAUUCCAUCCCCGAUGCUCAAAUCAACGUUGUCCAUGGUAGUGACUCGGUAGAAACAGCAGAGAAGGAACUAGGGUUCUUCUUCCCCAAACAGACCACGUUAGCUGUUAUUAAACCUGAUGCAGCUGGGGAACAUAAAGAGGCCAUCAUUGAGAAGAUCAAGGAAGCAGGAUUUAACAUCAGUCUGCAGAGAGAUCUAGAGUUGAACAAAGAACUGGCAUCGAAGCUGUACUUGGAGCAUGAAGGCAAGGAAUUCUAUGAGAACCUCAUUGAACACAUGUCUAGUGGUCUGUCGAUGGUGAUGGUCCUAUCUCGUGAGGAUGCUGUUGACGGCUGGAGAACUCUGAUGGGACCUACAGAUCCUGAAUACGCUAGGGAACAUGCUCCGGAGUCGUUGAGGGCGUUGUUGGGUAAAGACGUCCUACAGAAUGCUGUUCAUGGCAGCUCUAACCCAGAGGAAGCCAAGACCAGGAUUGAGAGACUUUUCCCAGAUGUAGAAGUACUGCCCGGAGGAGAGGUCAAAGACUCCAUAGCCAGUAUGACAAUGGAACAGUCAGAGGUGAAAGGAGAAGGAGAAGAGGGUGGAGAGCAACAAGCAGAACAGCCUGCUGGUGAAUCAGGGGAACAACAAGCAGAGGGGGGUGAACAGCAAGCUGCUGAAGGAGAAGGAACCUCUCAAGAACAACAGGGUGAAGCGGAAGGCGUAGAGUCCGAGCAACAAGGGGUAGCUGGAGAAGGUACUGAUGGUGAGGCUCAACAGGAGGAAGGUGGUCAAACGGAAGAAGGUCAAACACAGGAAGCGCAGGCUGAACAACAAGCUGAAGCUGGAGAGGAGAAGAAGGCGGGCGAUGAUGAAGCUCCACCCACUGAUGCCCCGCCCACAGAUGCUGCGGAAGAUCAAGCCGAUGCGGAACAAGAUCAUGGUCAGAAGGAGGAGCAGGAAGAUGGUGAAGGUGAGAAACCAGCUGAGGAAGACACUCAACAAACACAAGAGGGUGAAGCCCCAGCUGCAGAGCAAACUGAACAGACACAAGAGGGUGGUGAAGAUAAACCAGCAGAGCCUGCUGAAGAAGCUGCACCUGCCGCCUCAGAGGAAUCAGGAGCUGAACAGACGGAGCAAGCACCCGCUGCGGAGGAGACGCAGCAGACCCAGGAAGGAGAGGAAAAGAAGGAAGAACAGACAGAAGAAGCACCUGCAGCGGAAGGGGGAGAGGCAGCAGCUACCGAGGGGGAAACACAGGCCGCUGAGGGCGGGGAAACACAAGCUGCUGAGGGCGGGGAAACACAAGCUGCUGAUGGUGGGGAAGCACAAGCUGCUGAGGGUGGGGAAACACAGGCCACUGAGGGUGGGGAAACGCAGGCCGCUGAGGGUGGGGGAGGAGAUGCCAAACCAGAGGAGGCUGCUCAGAACGAGGAACAGACGGCAUCAUAAAGAACUGCAUCAAUCACCAAAAAAAUAAAAACACUUAAAAGAACAUUACCCUGGAUUCUGCCCUGGCUAUCGAUCUGUUUAUAAAGAAAAGCAUGCGAUCUUGUUAGAAUUCCAUACAGACCAACAGGACUGCCUGCCACUUCUGGAGGAUAUUCCAACAUAAAACAAUGUGAUGAAAACCAACUGUUCAAGAGGUAUUUUAGGUUCAUCUUUCAAAACUGGACGCAGAUAUUUAUUGGGUAGAUGGUAUGUCAUUAUUGAAGUUCAUGCUACCUAGUAAAGAACUAAUAGACCAAACCUAUGAAGGAUUCCAACAUCAUUUAUAAACAAGAUGGGAAAAUAUGCAGAGGACUCACUUUGAUGUGGUGGUAAAGUAGAAGACAAAUAUUACUAUAAUAAUAAUGUACAUAAUCAGUGUUUGUUGUUUUUUCUCAGCUCAAACAAGAUCUAACUAAAGAUCAAAUCAAAUUGAAUGUUAAGUCAUAUCUUCUUCCAAACCUGUGAAUAGGACUUUAAAUCUUACACUAUUUUAUGUAGACCUUCUAUUUUGAUGUCAAACUGUUUAUAUAGUGUUAUGAUACAACAUAUUCAUACUCAAAACAUCAGCAAAAAUGUUGUUUUGGUAAGGAAAAAAAUAUGGAAAGAGAAUUUUCUUGGUUUCCUGUCUAGUACAUGCUGUGGAGCAUGGAAGCAGGAGCUAAGAAAGAAAAGAGUUGAUGUAUGAAGGUUGUACUCAAACAUUCAUUUCUCUAGCAGUAUUUUCUUCCUGGUAUUCAUGUAAUAGUUCCAUGUAUUAUACUCUAUACCAUUUUAAACAAAGCUGAAUUGCAGUACUAUUGUGCGGGACAUGAUAUUCUCAAAAUAGCCUC